AUGGCUCCGGCUGCUUUCUCCUGCACGGUUCAUCCUUUCGAUUCCCGAACCUCUCACUCUAGCGCAUAUGAGAUCGGCCCACCUAGAGCAUCAAAUGCCAUCCUCUUCAUAGGAGGCCUCGCCGAUGGGCCACAUACCGUGGGUUACACCAACGCCAUAGCCAAGCACCUAGAGGAAGCGGCACGGGAUUGGUCCGUGUUCGAGAUCCGUAUGAGAAGCUCUUUUUCUGGCUACGGGUUCUCGAGCUUGAAGAACGAUGUUGAGGACAUCUCGGCUCUGGUGAGGUAUCUCCGAGGUAUCGGAAAGAAGAAGAUUGUCCUGAUGGGCCACUCAACUGGAUGCCAGGAUUGCAUGGAGUAUACUAAGCACUUGGAGGAUCCUGUCGACGGCUUCAUCAUGCAAGGCCCUGCAUCUGACCGGGAGAGUAUUGAGGACUUUGUCAAGCCUGAGUGGUUGAAGAGGAGCCUAAAGCACGCAGAGGCUCUGAUCGCCGAAGGAAAAGAGGGUGAAAUGAUGCCUAAAGAUCUAGUACCAAGCUUCUUCUCGACCCCAAUGACGGCUUACCGUUGGCACUCUCUGGCAGCAAAGGGGGGCGAUGAUGAUUACUUUUCAUCCGAUCUCGAAGGACCGUUUGUCUCCGAAGUCUGGCAUUGUUUCCAGCAGCCCGUCAUGGUCCUGCACUCUGCAGAGGAUGAGUUUGUCCCGGCCAAGAUCGACAAACAAGCUCUGAUAGACAUGUGGAAGGAGACAAGCCCCAAAGUCAAUGAGCUGUCCGGCUUGAUUCCUGGAGCAAGCCACACUGUAAAGAAUCCCGAGAGCCAACAGUGGCUUGCAGAGCGUGUGGCUCAGUUCAUUAAGCAAAUAUGA
Molecule: messenger RNA, 867 nt
Organism: Colletotrichum orchidophilum
Lineage: Eukaryota; Fungi; Ascomycota; Sordariomycetes; Glomerellales; Glomerellaceae
Exons: 3
Coding region: 1-867 (288 amino acids)
Source: RefSeq, a predicted model, not a curated record